AUGCUCAGGAAAACCUUCUUGCUGGCCCUCUGGGCCAGUGGUGUCGUUACCGGAGCCCUGGCGGCCGAUCCAAUUGCCAACUCAGUCGAGUCUUAUGAGCCUAUUUCGACAGUGGGAGAUAUUGUGGAAUACCCUGAUCCUCACAAGAAUGUUGCCAGACAUGGUUUGGCCUAUGUCCUGCAGCGUAGGAAGCACAAGUCCAGCAGCAGCAGCAGCAGCGGUAGUACUAUAUGGGGGCACAGCGGCAGCAAAGACACCACUACAAAGGCAGAGCAGAAGAAGACGACGACUACCAAGAAAGAGGAGUCGACAACCACCAAAUCGACAACGACUACCCAUACGACCACUACUACGACCACGACCGAGGAGAAGCAUACGACCACCACCUCUAGCUCGCAGACAACUGCUUCUUCCACCACGACAUCCACCACGACGUCAACCUCGAGCACCACUACGAGCACCACAACUUCACAUACUUCUACCAUCACCUCGACUUCAUCUACUACCACCAGUCCCUCCACCACUAGCAGGACCACAACUUCUGUAUCCACUAAAACCCCCGAGGCCGAACACUCAGCCACCGCAAUCAGUUCAAAGUCAACAUCGUCAUCCACUACGACCUCUAGAACGUCCAGUCUUGCAGUCCAGCACUCUUCUACUACAAAAGAAACAGCUUCCAAGUCAAUCACUAGAUCUACUGAGGCAGAGCACGGGUCUACGAGCAAGCCUGAGACGGCCACCAAGUCUGUCACAAGCACUGCGGAGCUGAACCAUGCUUCUUCGACUAGAGUCGAGACAACCUCCAAGUCUAUCACAACACCGGUGGAGGCGGGGCACACUCCUACAACCGGUAAAGAGACCGCGUCUAGAUCCGUGACACGCUCUGUCGAGGCUGGCCAUGCAUCUUCCACUGCGGCAGUGCACACGUCUGCUACUAAGCUUAUUCAUACCUCGCAUCAUGCUGACCACUCGGUCACGACAACCAGUACACAUGCUAUUCAUACACCCGGCGCAGAUCACUCGGCUAGUGCAAGUGUUCAUGUUGGUAGCAGCACUAUUGUAGAGCCCAGCGCUGCGCCGUCAACCGUGCCUGAUUCUGAAGAUGGUGAUGGUGAUGAUGGCUCCGACGAUGGCUCUGACGACGGAUCUGACGACGGAUCUGAUGACGGCUCUGACGAUGGCUCUGACGAUGGAUCUGACGAUGGCUCCGACGACGGAUCUGACGAUGGCUCUGACGAUGGCUCUGACAACGGCUCCGACGACGGCUCCGACGACGGCUCUGAUGACGGGUCCUCAGAAGACGGGUCCUCAGAUGACGGAUCCUCAGACGACGACGGCUCUUCAGACGACGGCUCCUCCUCUGACACCUCCCCUGACACCUCAGACCCCAACACCACCCAAUCCACCACCCCCUCCUCAUCGACCCCCCUAACAAACGGCAGCUCCACCUCCGCCGCAAUCCCCUCCUCCAUGCCCGCAGCCUCCAGCUCCCGCCCCGCCUGGGCCUGGGGCUACCAAUCCUCAACCUUCAGCAUCAUGGCCUCACCAACAUCAACACCACAGAUCACGCCGGCCGUGACACCGGUUGCCUAA
Messenger RNA from Aspergillus japonicus CBS 114.51, 1593 nucleotides. RefSeq lists its product as uncharacterized. The record is from RefSeq and is a predicted model, not a curated record. The transcript has a single exon. NCBI's taxonomy places the organism in Eukaryota, Fungi, Ascomycota, Eurotiomycetes, Eurotiales, Aspergillaceae. Bases 1 to 1593 code for a protein of 530 amino acids.